Acyrthosiphon pisum (pea aphid) is the source of this 1172-nucleotide messenger RNA. RefSeq names its product protein odr-4 homolog. The transcript is spliced from 4 exons. Bases 370 to 807 code for a protein of 145 amino acids. The record is from RefSeq and is a predicted model, not a curated record. NCBI's taxonomy places the organism in Eukaryota, Metazoa, Arthropoda, Insecta, Hemiptera, Aphididae.
ACGACGACGAUGCCGCCGCCAGCCGCCACCGCACGACAUUAACGCACCGGCCGCCGAACCGUGCGCCCGUGACACGCGUUAGCUCCGAUUGAAAGUUUUCCGCGCCGUCCGCGAUAAACGCGUCCAGUUGUAGUGCGUGACCGUCGAUCUCCGUACUUUGCCAUCACCAGUGGUUCACGUAGAACACCUUACUCUAGUCUCCGUACUGCGAAUACAAUCUGUAUUAUUAAUUGUAAUCAUAAACCUACGACGAUCGUCUUGGCUACAAUCGGAGAGGAAAAAAAAAUUUUAUAAAAUAAGACAAAAAAUGACACUGAGCUGGAAGAUUGGACGCAGUAUUUUUUCAACAAUAUACAAUGCCACGUAACCAUGAAGCCCUUACCGUUCAUGAUCCAUGUACUGCUGAUACUGAUAUUCAUAACCGUAAAUAAUUAUGGCAAUUGUAGACCACAAACGGGACAGCCAAGUCAACCUCAAGCCGGAUCGCCUCUGGACUCAAACAUCGGCAACAACAAUUACAACAACAACAACAACAACAACAACAACAACAACAACAACAACAACAGUGCCAUAUCGCGACGUGGUUGGAGGGGCGAAUGGAGGCGAACUGACCCGGGGACAGUGUACAGUUACAUAUGGAAGAGCAGUGAUCAGCCACUCGGCAAAGCCGAGCUGUACAUAAUACUUGCCCUGUUGAUCGGCAUGGCCACCGUCAUAGUCGGCUGCUGGCUGUCGGACAAUUGUUGGUCACCCGAACCGGAACAACACUACACGAUAGCGUGGCACGACCGGCACCGAUGGAUAUGAGCUCGUCCGCGGCUGUCGUUCCGGACGGCGCAUAGUAAUAAUACAAUAAUAAUAAUAAUAAUGGAUAAAACAUUUCCAUUUACAUAUUUUUAACCUCGCGUUACUCUAUAAUACGCGUCGUGUAGAAUCGUCGACCGAAGACACUAUUAAAUCGUAAAUCAUCGUAGACCGAACGACAACAACAAUAAUAUAAUGAUAUAAAUAAUAAUGAUUAUCGGUCGGAAAUGAUGGGUAAUUAAUUAAUAAUAUGGAAAUUUGUGUUAUCGGAUCGUAACGGUUUCUAAUAGAGAUUUAUCGAUAUCCGCAAAAAAAAUAACUUGACUUUUGUUUUGUUCUAUAACAAAUUGUAUUUUCAGUCGAACCAA